CAUGCUUUAUAAUUAAACUCAAAUCAAAAAAUAGAAACAGCAUCAAAUGUGCAGAGACAGGCGGCUGGAAGCUGGCAGCACAAAUCGCCUGUCAGAGAAGACCACAGCCUGCGUCGGACACCCCCUCAGGAUGAACUCACUGCAGAAGCAGGAUCUCCGGAGGCCCAAGAUCCACGGGGCAGUCCGGGCAUCUCCCUAUUCGCCACCCACGCUGGCCUCGCUGCAGCGCUUGCUGUGGGUCCGCCGGGCCACCAUGUUGAACCAUAUCAAUGAGGUCUGGCCCAACCUCUUCUUGGGAGAUGCGUAUGCUGCCCGGGACAAGAGCCAACUGAUCCAGAUGGGUAUUACCCAUGUUGUGAAUGUUGCUGCAGGCAAGUUUCAAGUGGACACAGGUGCCAAGUUCUACCACGGAAUGCCCUUGGAGUACUAUGGCAUCGAGGCUGAUGAUAACCCCUUCUUUGACCUCAGUGUCUACUUUCUGCCUGUUGCUCAAUAUAUCCGAACUGCCCUCAAUACUCCCCGAGGCCGCGUGCUGGUACACUGUGCCAUGGGGGUAAGCCGCUCUGCCACACUUGUCCUGGCCUUCCUCAUGAUCUACGAGAACAUGACACUGGUAGAGGCCAUCCAGACGGUGCAGGCCCACCGAGAUAUUUGCCCCAAUUCAGGCUUCCUCCGGCAGCUCCAGGUUCUGGACAACCGGCUAGGGCGGGAGACGGGGCGGCUAAUGACCUGACAAGCAGCCCAGAGCCCUGGCUCUCCAUCCAGCAUAGCCCAACCUGACUAGCCUAGACCUGGGGACGGCAGCCUCUGCUGUUUCCAGAGAUCCUGAGAUGUAAACAGCAAGUAGGGGCUUAGCUGAGGCAGGGGCAGGGAGAGCUGGGUGGUGACCUUUAGCAGGUGGAUUCCCCAACCCAAUCAGAGAUUCUUUAUGCAAAAGAGAAUUCAGUCUGUCUCUAUAAUAAAACGUUCAUCAUAAUAAAGAUAAGAGACCUUCUGGUGA
This is a messenger RNA of Marmota monax (woodchuck), 1000 nucleotides long. RefSeq names its product dual specificity phosphatase 13B (gene Dusp13b). The transcript has 4 exons. Gene Ontology annotation, cellular component: cytoplasm. Bases 47 to 733 code for a protein of 228 amino acids. The record is from RefSeq and is a predicted model, not a curated record. Gene Ontology annotation, biological process: negative regulation of MAPK cascade; protein dephosphorylation. NCBI's taxonomy places the organism in Eukaryota, Metazoa, Chordata, Mammalia, Rodentia, Sciuridae. Gene Ontology annotation, molecular function: protein tyrosine/serine/threonine phosphatase activity; MAP kinase phosphatase activity.